Daucus carota subsp. sativus is the source of this 3069-nucleotide messenger RNA. RefSeq lists its product as uncharacterized. The record is from RefSeq and is a predicted model, not a curated record. Gene Ontology annotation, molecular function: metalloexopeptidase activity. NCBI's taxonomy places the organism in Eukaryota, Viridiplantae, Streptophyta, Magnoliopsida, Apiales, Apiaceae. Gene Ontology annotation, biological process: proteolysis. The coding region runs from base 155 to 2902 and encodes 915 amino acids. The transcript is spliced from 14 exons.
CCAGGACCCUACUUUGAUUAACUAAAGACACUUAUCACACAGAGUCUUCAUAGGUCAGUACUUUUAACAACCUUGUUAGUUUCAAGAAAAACCUCACAAAACUGAUAAUUGUGGGCGCAGACAAAUUCUAUACAGGUGUUUGCGUGAUUCGAGGAUGAGAAAGAGGUCUAAAGGUUCUGUGGCAGCACCUGUUAGCGAUGAUAAUGCUAGCGAUGUUAGUAGUAGUGUACGGGAGAGUGGUGAGAAUUCAAGCAAGGCCAAGAGGUCGACGUAUGUGAUAUUGGCCUUGUUUGUUCUGAUUAUACAAGGCUCGUGGGCUGUUCAUCAUUAUCAGUUUGAGGUCUUGCCUCAGCCUCUUACGGCUCAGCAGGCUGGUAAGAGGGGGUUUUCAGAGGAGGAAGCGAUGAAGCAUGUGAAGGCGUUGACUGAGUUGGGUCCUCAUCCUGUAGGUUCUGAUGUUUUGGAUCAUGCUUUGCAGUAUGUCUUGACAGCUGCUGAAAGCAUUAAGAAAAGUGCACACUGGGAGGUUGAUGUUCAAGUGGAUUUGUUCCAUGUAAAUUCUGGUGCUAAUAUUAUGGUUGGUGGCCUUUUUAAGGGGAGAACUGUUGCGUAUUCAGAUCUGACUCAUGUUGUUUUAAGGAUCUUGCCUAAGUAUGUAUCUGAAGUGGAAGAAAAUGCAAUCCUGGUCUCUUCUCACAUUGAUACAGUUUUUGCAGCGGAAGGAGCUGGAGAUUGCAGUUCAUGUGUGGCUGUGAUGUUAGAACUUGCCCGAGGAGUUUCCCAGUGGGCUCAUGGAUUCAAAAAUGCUGUUAUAUUUUUAUUUAACACCGGGGAAGAGGAGGGCUUAAAUGGUGCUCAUAGCUUUAUAACUCAGCAUCCCUGGAGCAGUACAAUUCGUAUGGCUAUUGACUUGGAAGCUAUGGGAGUUGGUGGGGCUUCUAGCAUAUUUCAGGCUGGUCCCCAUCCAUGGGCUAUCGAGAACUUUGCUAUGGUAGCGAAGUAUCCAUCUGGACAAAUUCUGGCUCAGGAUCUAUUUUCUUCUGGAGUUAUAAAGUCUGCUACAGACUUUCAAGUGUACAAAGAAGUUGCUGGUCUUUCAGGACUUGACUUUGCAUAUGUAGAUACAACUGCUGUAUAUCAUACAAAGAACGACAAAUUGAAGCUUCUAACGUCAGGCUCUCUCCAGCAUCUUGGAGAAAACAUGCUUGCUUUUUUGCAAAGAGCUGGUGCUUCCUCUUAUCUUUCUAAGAUGGAGUCAGUAGACGGAGCUGUUAACAGUGGGAAGGACUCUGCUAUAUAUUUUGACAUAUUGGGAACAUAUAUGAUCGUGUACCGUCAGCGUCUUGCCAGCAUGCUGCACAAUUCAGUUAUUUUGCAGUCACUUCUAAUAUGGGGUACAUCAGUGGUUAUUGGGGGCUAUCCUGCUGCAAUAUCUCUAGCUUUAUCUUUUUUGAGUGUACUCCUCAUGUGGAUAUGUUCAGUCAGUUUUUCUGUUCUUGUUGCCUUUGUACUACCUUUCAUUUCUACAUCACCAGUGCCUUUUAUUUCAAGUCCAUGGUUGGUAGUUGGUUUAUUUGUCUGUCCUUCUCUUUUGGGGGCAUUGGCCGGCCAACAUCUGGGUUUCAUCAUUCUUAAAUCAUAUUUGACACGUAUAAUUUCUAGAAGAAAUGUUAAUCUCUCACCCGUGCUUAAAGCUGAUUUGAUAAAAUUGGAUGCUGAAAGAUGGCUGUAUAAAGCUGGUCUGCUGCAGUGGCUUGUUCUUCUGAUGAUUGGAAAUUUCUAUAAAAUUGGAUCUUCCUAUAUAGCUCUUGUUUGGUUAGUCUCGCCGGCAUUUUCAUAUGGCUUGCUUGAAGCAACUUUAUCUCCGGCUCGCCUCCCGAAGCCACUGAAAACGAUUACCCUUUUGUUGGGCUUGUUGGUGCCAUUUUUAAUAUCUUCUGGGAUGUUUGUUCGGUUGGCUGCAACACUAAUUGGAACUGCUGUGCGAUUUGAAAGGAAUCCUGGAGGUACACCUGAGUGGCUUGGGAGUGUAAUACUCGCUGUAUAUAUUGCAGCAGUUGUAUGCCUCACAUUGGUCUACCUUCUAUCAUAUGUUCACAUAUCAGGUGCAAAAACCACAAUAUCUAUUGCAACAUGCAUUCUUUUUGGGCUCUCUGUGGCAGCAGUGUUAUCUGGUAUCGUGCCCGCUUUUACUGAAGACAUUGCGAGAACAGUAAAUGUCGUGCAUGUUGUGGACACAACUGGGAUAUAUGAGGGAAAAGAAGCAAGUUCAUACAUCUCUUUGUUUUCAUCAGCGCCUGGAAAGUUGACCAAGGAGGCAGAAAUUAUUGGUGAGGGGUUUGUUUGUGGAAGGGAUAAAAAAAUUGAUUUUGUUACAUUUUCAGUACAGUAUGGGUGUUGGACACAACAUGGUAUCGAAAGUGGGUGGAGCAAGUCAGAUAUUCCCAUUCUUCGUGUUGAAAAUGAUAACCGAGAGGAUAACAGAAUCACCGAAGUUAUCAUUGAUACAAAACUUUCCACGCGCUGGUCACUUGCAAUCAAUACAAAUGAAAUAGAAGACUUUCGUCUUCGAGAUGUUGCAGGAAAUUCUGAGUUAAUAAUGCUUGGUGAGAAAAGCAGUGUAGAUGGAUGGCAUAUUAUUCAGUUCUCAGGAGGGAAAAAUACUCCGACAAAGUUUAGCCUCACGCUUUUUUGGGCAAAAAGGAAUAUCCAUGCGGAACACAAGGAGAAGCGACAGGGUGCAGAUCAGCAUCUCCUUCUAAAAUUAAGAACGGAUCUAAACAGAAUAACACCAAUGGCGAAAACAGUUAUUUCUAAGCUCCCUCCUUGGUGUUCUUUAUUUGGGAAAUCAACAUCUCCUUUUACCUUGGCAUUUAUAAGUAGUCUUCCUGUAAAUUUUUGAACACAGGUUUUUUUUUUUUGUUACACGUGUAAUUUCUUACCGAAGUCAUUGCCCCAAGUGAUAUAUUUGUCGUUUUGAUAUUGAUGAGAUACUAGGUUGAUUACAGAAUACAGCGGAUUGUAUCUGCAGUUUAUUUAGCCCAGUGCAUUCUGCAUACUUUUUGAUCA